Molecule: messenger RNA, 1964 nt
Organism: Folsomia candida
Lineage: Eukaryota; Metazoa; Arthropoda; Collembola; Entomobryomorpha; Isotomidae
Product: zinc finger protein 182
Exons: 5
Coding region: 336-1586 (416 amino acids)
Biological process (GO): regulation of transcription by RNA polymerase II
Cellular component (GO): chromosome
Molecular function (GO): chromatin insulator sequence binding
Source: RefSeq, a predicted model, not a curated record
UGUAAAUGUACGAGACUUUCCUGUUGGUGGGAUAUAAGAUAAGCGAAGCCACAUAUUUCUCAGACAGAGACCAACAAACUCUCCGGCAAACAAGAGCUGACUUCUUUUUCCUCCAGAAAUUUCCCUAAUUUAUAAAAUUUCCACCCAGUUUACAUUCAGAAAAAAAGAGCGGACCGGCGCCAAGGAAAGAAAAGUGGACAAUCUUCAUGAAAAUUAUUGAGCAGUCUGAUAAGCACGGAUAAGUUCGACGAGGAAUAUUUUUUUUAAACUCCGGAACACACAUCUCACCCCGAAAAAAUUUAAAAAAAACGAGCCAUUGCAAAUUUCCACUAAAGAUGUCACAACGUCUGAACCCCAUGCGCGGUGGGAGCGGCGCUUCUUUCGUGGUGGCAGGCGCGGGAUUGAGAAGACCUCACCGCGACCGCGAGGCCAGCAACCUGCCCAGUAGCUGGAUCAAAGCGUACUCCCACUUUGCGGACGGUUUGGCCGCCAAGAAAGGGGCGUCGAGUUCCUUCAUCGUUCCGGAAGUGGGGGCGACCAAGAGGAAAAGGCUGGCCAAACCGCUCAAAUUUAGUGACGACGACCAUGACGACGACGACAAGGAGAACAACACGAUGGCGAAUCCGCUGGCACGAAUUGAAAAGUGGGUGAACCACCAGCGCGCGUCCUUUGACCCGGCGAGAGACACCUUCGCGCCUGACAGGGACACCUUCGCCUCCUUCGUCGACACGUCGUCGCCAACCCUCGUGACCUCGUCCGUUAUCCCGAAUCAGUCGUCAGAUUUUUCACUCAGAAACGCCUCCACGCUUGCGCAAUCCAUGGCGGAACUCGACGCCGCGAUGGACGCGACUGACUUUCCCGUGGCGUUUCAAAACUACGAGAAAAGGAGGGCGGAACGACGCCGAGGAAGGAAAACCGGACGAGCUGAGCGUCUCCUGAAAAUUGUGGAGGAGCCGGAAACGCCGGAAAGGGAAGAAGCUCCCGAACCCACCGCGUCUCGAACACGCACAUUACGCCAAAAUCUAAAAGAAGAGUCGUUCACUUGGGAAACACAACGCCACCGGUGUCACGUGUGUGGAAAAAUUCUCUCCUCCAAACAAGACUUGAUCUAUCAUCGUUUCGUCCACCCCUCCGAAGACGAGAAAACCGCCAUCGUCAAGCAGGGAUCGGGUCAUGCGUGCUAUUUUUGCCACAGGAAAUUCCUCCACAAAAGCACUUAUCAUGCUCACCUAGCCACCCACACGACGGGGAAACCUUUCCGCCGCGACCAGUACAGUUCGAAACGUGACUUAACCAAGCCCACGCCCAUUCACCGCGCGGAUCUGCGACCAUUCAAGUGCACCGAAUGCGACAAAGCUUUCGGUCAAAAACAUCAUCUGGUCAGCCAUAAGAAGAUAGUUCACCAGAAAGUGAAGGACUUCGCGUGCCCCGAGUGCGUCAAGAAGUUCGGGAGGAAGAGUGACAUGGUGACACAUUUGAACGGUGUUCAUGCCAAAAUCCGACACCCUUGCCCCCACUGUGGGAAGACGUUCACGCAGAAAGGCAAGCUUGGGAUGCAUUUGAAGAUGGUGCAUCCCUCCGAAUAAUAAAGUCCUUCGUCCCCCAACUGCAUGACCCCUCAUCAAAUUGCGACAUGUUUCCCAUACUUUUUCAGUUUUGUUUAUAACUAUUCCGCUUUCACUAUUUACGACACGAUAAAUACUCUUGUACGAUGCAUAAAAAUUGCAUUAUUGAAGUAUUAAGUUAUAAACAUGACGUAAUUUCGUCCCCCGACUGACCCCUCGUCAAAUUAUGACGUAUUCUUUAUAUUUUUCCGGUUUCACUACGAUAAUUAUUCCCAUUCGACUGAUAAAUAUGGCAUGAUUGAAGUAUUAAUUACGUUGUAAGCAUGACACUAUUUUUGUUACCUGUUAGACCAUACCGAUUUUUAGUUAGUAAAGUCAUUCCGUUUUAGAUAAAAAAAA